AUGAGCGGCUGCAAAGAAGCACCGGCGGCAGUGGUUCAGUUUGCCGACUUUGGCUUUUGCCUUGUGUACAGUGCGUGGGAACUGUAUAAGUCUCCCUCUGGCCAACAGUCCGGAUACAUCGAUCUAUCUGUCGUGUCCCAGGACCUCUUAAGCCUCGCUAAUGCCAUCAGAGCUAAGCUCGACGAGAGUCAAGAGUCGGGAGGAGAGGUUUUCGUCCGUCUCUACCGCGAAUGCAAGUCAACCAACAAUGAACUUCAAAGUAUACUUAAAAAGCUCAAGGUUCGAGGCUCCUCCAAGAUUGAGCUGGCCGCGGAUGGUUUGCGGGUCGCCUUCAGACAAGUUGCAGCCGCUGGUGACAUUGAAAAGCUGGCAGAUCGCUUGAGCCAGAUCCGGCAGCAGAUGAACGUGGGUCUUCUGUAUCUCUUGUUGGAUGAAGCCGGUAAGAAUGGCGUAGAGUUGCGCCAGUUUGCAAAGCAACAAGCAGAUAUGAUUGCCACUCUUGAUCGAAUCGACAAUACUACCAAACAGUUCAGUACGGGUAACAUUGACCUCAUCGACAAGUGGCCAGUAAAUCACCAGACGGAGACCGACGAGAUGGUGCGUUAUGUGCUCAGUAAUAAGUGGUGGACAAGCAAAUAUGCAGAGCAAACAGUGUUUGAUAAGAGCCAGGACAUUGAGAAACUCAGAAAAGUGUGUCAGAGUCUGUCUUUUGAGUCCAUAAGCCAUCGAGAGCAAGGUAUUCUUAAACGACAUACGGCAACCUUUGAGUGGAUAUUCCACGAGCCGCAAACAUCGGAAGACGGCAACGUUCUCUGGUCAAAUUUUCCACAAUGGUUGCGGGGGGACUCAUCGGAUAUUUACUGGAUUACUGGUAAACCAGGUGCCGGAAAGUCCACGCUGGCCAAGUUCAUCUCACGAGACUCGAGGUUUGAAGCCUUGCUGCAAGAGUGGGCAGCCGAGUCCCAGCUCUUCAUUAUUCGUUUUCUCUCUUGGACCUCGGGAGCGAACAAACUAGACAAGUCUCAGGAAGGCCUUUUCAGAACACUCAUCUUUGAAGCCAUUCGACAGCGGCCUGAGCUUGCAAUCCUCAUCUUCCCCGCGCGAUGGUUUCUUCUUCAGUCCUUCAAUGGAAACAUCAGCCUGCCAGCCCUGACAAUGGACGAACUGAAGGUUGGCUUUCGGAGCCUACUUUCUGCGACCGGGGACACACUGAAGCUGAUGAUUCUUAUUGACGGCCUAGAUGAGUUUGACCAAGGCCACCAUGAGCAUCACCGCGGUUUAGUUCGCCUCAUCCGCGACGCCAACGCAGAGACUGGGGUGAAGAUUUGCGUGAGCAGUCGGCCAUGGAAUGUCUUUAGGGACGAGUACGGAAGAAACCCAAUGUUGCAGCUCGAGAAUCUGACCCGAGAAGACAUUAAAUCGUUUGUCCAGGACCAGUUUCAGCUCAGCCCGGGCUACCGCGACUUCGCGGACACCAACCAACAGGCAGCUUACAAGAUCAUCACUGACAUUGUGGACAAAUCCCAAGGCGUUUUUCUCUGGGUAUCUGCGAUUUCGGGCUUGUUAGAGACUGCGCUCCAGGAAGGGACCAGCAUCUCAGACUUGCAAGCCACCAUUGAUGAUCUCCCGAGCGAGAUUGCUGACUUAUUCCGCUACUUUUUGCCAAAAGUUAUAUGCACAUAUAACAGAUAA
Molecule: messenger RNA, 1692 nt
Organism: Trichoderma aggressivum f. europaeum
Lineage: Eukaryota; Fungi; Ascomycota; Sordariomycetes; Hypocreales; Hypocreaceae
Exons: 3
Coding region: 1-1692 (563 amino acids)
Source: RefSeq, a predicted model, not a curated record